AUAGCCGGCAUAUUAUUAGUAUCAAUAUGGAGUAUCGGGUUGCACGCAGCUCAGUUUACAAGUCAAUACAGUCGAGUUUUAACGUGGAUCGUAUAGCAAACAAAUCUACUGCCGCGCGAUAGAAGCCGUCUGACCAUGGACAAGGAUAGAAGGAAAACACCCCAACCCAAAGACAUUACAAUUAAACAGGAACCCAGUGACGAUAUCAAGAAUUAUGCGGAGACGACAAUGAAUGAGUUAUUAGGUUGGUAUGGAUAUGAUGGGGUCAGCAGUAUGGAAACAGAACACUUAAAUUUAACUAAAUAUCGUUCAAACUCAUCUAAAGAGAGACGAAGGCAUGAACGAAAACACGACGAUAGUGGUGAUGAUAGUGAUGGAAGUAUGAAUACAUUACCAGAUGAUGAUGACGAUGAUGAUGACGUCGAUGAUGAAGAUGAUAAUGAAAGCAUUAGAAGUUGUGAGCCAGGGGAAACAUCUCUAGCAGCCCAGCAUAGAAACUUGGUAUCGGCGUUAAAUAAAAGACAAGAUGCAUCUCCAGGCUCCAUAGAAUCACCCCCGUCACCUCAGUAUAUUGUUUGUGCUUGGUGUCAGAAACCUGGUCUUAAACUCUUUACCCUCAAAUCACCGAGUGGUGUCAAGCCAUUCUGUAGCGAGUUGUGUUUUACUCAGUGUCGUCGGGCAUCUUUCAAGAAAAACAAAAUUUGUGAUUGGUGUAAACACGUGCGGCAUACGGUCAACUAUGUCGAAUUUCAAGAUGGCGACCUUCAAUACCAGUUCUGCAGUCAAAAGUGUUUGAGUCAGUACAAAAUGAAUAUAUUCUGUCGCGAGACACAGGAGCAUUUGAACAAAAUCAAAUCUAAGGAUUCCGAGGAAAACAACAACUGUGACGUAAAAGAAAAACAUAUUCUCAUAACCCCUGACCUCUGGUUAAAAGAUCGCGGUGAAAAUAAAUCUCCUAUGGAUAAUAAAAUGAACAGUGUGGAUUCUGAACCUAGGACUAAAAGCUCGGCACCACCAGAAAGAUCUAGUACUAUAACAUCGCAAUCUGAAAACAAGGUCCAUUUGACGGCGAGACAUUCUAGAAGUAUGUCUGAUAUAAAACCUGUAGAAAGACGAAGAGAUAAACAUAGAUCGAGUACGCUGCUGGCCGAUUCAAGGGAUUCUCUAAGCGCUACUAGUCCUUCGAAUAGUUCCCAAAUAUCUCCCAAACCUGCGCACCUACCACCCUUACCUGGUGUACCAUACAUGCCUCCUUGGGUUCCACCUCCGCACUUAUUGAAUGGUAUGGGACCAGGCAUGAUGAAUCCACUAUUAUACGGUAUGAUGGGACCAUACGGUCCACCAAUCCAUUUACCGCAGAGUGCCACAAACAAUAAGUCAGAAAACAGAAUCCAAACCACAUCACCAAUGGGUCAAAAUUCAGUUUCACCGGCGACAUCAACAGGGUCCUUGGGAAGUAGUCCACCCGCUGCUCCAAACAUGAGUGGAUUUAUGUCGGGUUCACGACAUAUGCCGCCCUUUCUGCCAGUUGGAUAUCCACCAUUUCCAUUCCCACAAUUCAACAACGGUGAACUUCCAUUCGGCGAAGGUGGGAUACCAAUGCCUCCACAAAAUAAUCCUUUUCCUGUGGUUGGUUCAGGAACUCUUCCGGUCACGGUUAUGGUGCCGUAUCCGGUGGUUUUGCCUGUACCGGUACCGAUACCUUUACCAUUACCAAUAACGGCUGAGAAAUUAGAGCAGUUCUUUAAAGAUAAAGCUCAAGAAGAAGCCGAUAAGCAGAAAUGUUCUACAGGUACCAGAAGUGACAAUAUAAACAGAUCACAAUCGGCGGAACCAAGAAGUACAGCCCAUAAACAAGAUCAUAUGGACGAGUGUCUUCAGUGUGCUUCAUGCAACAGCGGGUCUGACAGAACAACAAGUCGUAAUUCCGUAGAUAUGGGCGCCAGUUUACGCCGAGAAUCGUAUGGUGAAGUGUACUCACACAAACUAAAACGUUCCUUAACGCCAAAUAUUUCUCCUGUAUCUAGUGUAUUAAAGAAAUCCAAAUUGACACUAACGAGUGAUUCGGACGGAGCAAUAGACUUAUCAAAAGACAGAAAGGACACUGUUGGUAAAGAAAACUGCGACUUGACAGGCACGAACGGAACAGAUUCAAAACGUCUAUCGGACAAAACUGACACUGAAUAUAUGUUAAAAGUGCCGCGUAUACAUAUUGUGAAUCCUGAAACUACUAGCCAGCAGACAUUGGCACAGUCUUUACCACUUCCUCCGUCAGAAAACCCUUACUCAAACAGGCGUAGUCUUAUUCUUGAUGCUCCAAACAUACCAAAAAGAGAGGACAGUCCGUCUCCCGAAAGGCGUUAUGUACGAACUGUUUCUCGAGACAUGGUAGAUGCUGCUCGAAGAAGGUGUCUUAGAGCAAGGGUUAAAACCAAAUAAAUGUACUGUUUUGACAUAUGUAUAUGUACACACGUUCCGUUGGUAUACUAACACGUGGUAGUUUGAAACGACGGGAAUUUCCGAUCACCUGUAUGUAUUAUAUCGAAAUGUGGUAUCGUUAUAUAAUUUAUAGUGUCUCACUCACUCCAUCAGACGUUGUUGAUUUCCUGUAGUAAAGAGGUGUGUACACGGGCUUAACAGGUUACAGCAGUUCAGCCCCGUCAAUAACUCCCCAAUAUAUAUAAACGAGGAUAAGGUCUGUUGUCUUGGUAAUCUCAAAUACAUCUAUUGAAUACAAACAUUAAUAUUAAUAACCAUUUACGUUACAGUAGUCACAAGAACCAAUGUGGUCUCCCAAAUUGUCUGUUUUUCAGAGUCAGAGAGCAAUACUUAUUCAAGACAUAGCAGAGUUACUUUGCACAGAACGAUAUAAUUAUUUUUUUGGUCUUUUAUAUUUAAAUAUGGCACUAUCCAAAAACUAUCAAUUAUUUUUAAUAUAAGGUCGUUGUUUGUU
Messenger RNA from Patella vulgata (common limpet), 2953 nucleotides. Its product is annotated as sine oculis-binding protein homolog B. Lineage: Eukaryota; Metazoa; Mollusca; Gastropoda; Patellidae. The record is from RefSeq and is a predicted model, not a curated record. Bases 136 to 2439 code for a protein of 767 amino acids. Gene Ontology annotation, cellular component: nucleus. Gene Ontology annotation, biological process: animal organ development. The transcript has 4 exons.